UGACGUCAGCGCAAAUAUGUCACCUGUGUGCUGUUAGUGGAGUACUGUUCUGUGCUUUUUGUGCUACUGUGACUAAAUUACUGUGAUUCAUGUGCUCUUGUGGUGGCGGCUUUUGAUGGUAACAUUAAUCCUAUACUGAAAUAAGUGGGAAGGGAAGAAAUGAAAACAAAUCACAACUUAAGUGCAGUUAAUACGCCAUGAAUAGAAACAAUGAAUUUGCCCAUCAUGCGCCGUGGCUUGUCGCCAGAAGGAUGCAAGAUACGUGAUCGUCACCAAGGAAGCCUUACCAUUGGCAUCCAGGGAAUCACAGUGCACCCAGCUGAACGAGGUAGACCUCAAAAUACUUUCUUGCAAGAAAACGUAAGACGACUGCACGAAAUACAAGCUCGAUGUAAGGGACGAGAUAAUAACAAAAGAUCUCAGCCCUUAAAAGCAACAAGAGAGAGUUCAGCAAGUACCACAUCAUCAGUGAGACAGGCAGAUGCCCUGGCACCUAAUCGAAAUGGGUCUGCAAAACCUCGCAGCAGAAGCCAGUGUUCAGAACGAGAAGGGAGUGCACACUCAGACUAUUUUUCUCUCACAGAAGAACAGAUUGAGCCAUUAGUCACCAACCCUACUCACCAUUACCACUCAGAGCAUGAUGGACUUAUAUCAUCAGAUGAUACUGGGAUUUCAAAUAAUGAUUGGGAUGAGGAAAAUAUUGUAAAUCAUCCCAGAGGCUCAAACCAUCAUAGACAAACUCUUAAAAAAAAGUCUCAAAUCUCUGAUCACCAACAAAGGCCAAGAUCAGGAAGUCCAGUUAUAUUGAAGCCUCUCGCCUCAAAGCUGACACAGACUGUACCCACACCAGUGGUCCCAGCACUGAGACAAAUGCCUGCUAGUAAUCAGGUGCUCUUAUCUAAUACUGAGUUGACCCAAGAGAUCAGGAAGAUGAAAUUGGGUAAUUUGAUGUCAAAAAUUAAGCAUCAAAAGCCUUCAUGUGAAGUGGAUUAUAAUGUACAUUAUAAGACAAUUGAAAAUCAACACAAAAUGUUACUUGAUAGUUCUGACAGGUUAAGUUUAUAUGGAUCAUGUGAGGGAAGUGCACGAAAUGACAUUGACACUCAGAGAUCUACCAUGAAAUGUAAAGUACCUGCCAUAACCAAUAGACCAGCAAGUUCAAAGAUGGUACGUGCUCAAAGUUUUGACAGGGAUUUAUUAAGUAAAAAAAAUGGAAAUGCAAUAUCUAGAUCAAAUAAAUUAGGCACUGUGGGGAAUAUAAACAGUAUUAAAAAGAAUUUAGUGCAUCCUUCAUCUCCACAACUUAGGAAAAAGUUUUCAAAAUCGAAUAGUAAUCUCAUCCAUACUAAUCAUAAUGCACUACCAGAUAGUGGGAGUCAUGACCAGUUGGUCAGAACAACUCAAGAGAAAAAGAGAGAUGUCAGUAAUGAUAGAAUUAAUAGCUCAGCCAUGUCACCAAGGAAAGAUGACUUACAAAAUUCUGAAGUUAUCCAGAGGAGUAAAAGUGAUCUAGAAAGGAUUUGGAUUGGAAAAGGUGAAGAAAAUAUACAUGAAACAUCAGUUCACUCGUAUAACCAGAACCACAAAGUUUUUGAUGGCUUUCAUUCAGAUUGUAGAUCAAACUGGGAUGAAGCCACUAAUGUCAGUGUUCCAUUUAAUAGGACAUCAUCUGCUGCUGAACUAGAUCUUAAUGCAACACUAGCUUCUAGUGCUGAUAUGAAUAUUGAUGAUCAAGAUCAGUCAAUUUUCUGUGAACCAACGGGUGAAAAGUUUCACCUGAAUAUACGUUCAGAAAGUCAGAACACUGAAAAUGGGGUGGACCAGAAUGGAGAUACUGAGGUUUGGCCACAGGAUAAUGACUUGAACUCUUUUGACACAGCUGAAAAUGAAGGACAUGUUAUACAAGAUAAAGAUAAAUAUUCAUACAGUGAGGAAAUGAUGCAAGAUGAAAAUAUACGUAGUCAUAUGCCAGUGGGUGAAACCAUGAAAACUUCUACACCUGUGCCAAACAUUCUUCCUGGUAGUCCAGUGGCUAACUCUUCUCCAAAACUUUUGAAGAAGAAAGAACAACAUCAGCUUCAGACUUCAGCUAGAUCCUCACUUAGAAGAUCCCAGUCCUUGAAGAAUGUGCAGCAGCGUCAUGGCGACCCUCCACCCACAUACAAGAAGGGCAGGAUACCAAGGUACAUCUUGGCUCGCAAGGAAGAAGAACGGCGACUGGCAGAGUUGGCUCAGGCUGUUGACCCAGACUGCCCACCUGGCCAUACACCAUUGCCGGAUCACGAGCGUCGAAACACACUCCAUCUUCUCCAGAAAAGCCAAGCUGAAGUAUUGAGAGAGCUGUCAUCAUUACCAGUGGCUCAAGACACUCUCAGGGUUAAGAGAGUUCGUCAUGAUCUGGAGGCAAAACUUGUGCAGAUUGAUGAUGGACUCAGAAUCUUCUCUCAGCCUAAAGUGUAUGUCAUGAAUGAUGAUUGAAGGUGCUAUAUUCAGGCAGAAAAAAUACUAUUCCAUACUUAUGAAUGAAUGAGGCAGUUGUGUUCUAUAUUCUUUACUGUAAUUUUUUCAUAUAAAGGCUCUUAUGAUUAAGUUGCUAUAAAUAACUCGUCUAUGGCUUGAACUCAUUCUCCAUGACAUCUGCUGCUCCUUGUGGAACACUGGGCUAAUCAAUGGAGAAGCACCUGCUCACAUGCACCAUACUUUAACAUAGGUGUACUAUCAUUCUAUAUGAAUAUUCAUCAUCUGUGGAACAAAGAAUAUAUAAUUUGACUUGUAUCCCAAGAGAUAGAUAAUUUAUCUUCUCCAUAUAAAUUGAAGGGUUUCUAAUAUACCAGGUAGGUAGUACGAGUAUUGGCCUAUCAAAUACAACUGGAAUAAGAUUAUUUUCAUCAUUAACAGCAGUAUUUGCCUUAAUAUGAUUUUCAAGUGAGUUAUUGGAAUUUUUUCCAAAAGAUGUUAAAACUUUUUUCUAAUAAAAUGACAUCAAUUAGUGGAGGAAUAAAAAGAUGUCCUCCCUGUGGACAACUUCCUGUGAAUGUGGAAAACAUUCAUAUCUUCAACUUUUGUGCAAAUAUAUUUUCCUUUUCAGUGUACUGUACAGUACAUAUGUACGGUACUGUACUUACUGUGGAUUUCACAUUUUUUUAAUUAAAUGAAAUCAUGUUGUAAUACAUUUACAUCAGCUGUCUGCAGAUUGUCUAGUUUAGCAUUUGGUAUUUUUUGGCAACUUUUAAUACAAGUGAACCAAAUUAUGUUUUGAAUGCCUGUCAUCUCCUCGUCUUUAUAGCAGUGAUACUGCUUAUGAGAAUGAAUAACUACAAGCCGUCCUCACCUUGUACAGUACUCCAGUCUUCAACUUUUGGAAAAUAUGUUUAUCCACGAUAACUUACUAUGGCAUAUACAGUAUAUACAGUAUACACAGAGUACAGAGUAUACUGUACAGUAUAUAAUUCAACAACAAUGGGAACAAGAUAGAUGAUAAGUAAAUGGCCUCUUUUAAUGUAGAGUAUUACAGGGGGUCCCUGGGUUAUGAAUGGGUUCCAUUCCUGAGGACGUUCUUAAGUCGAAUUUGUACGUAAGUUGGAACACAUGCUAUGUGCAUACUGUACUUACAGAACUUUGUUUAAAAUCCCAC
Homarus americanus (American lobster) is the source of this 3634-nucleotide messenger RNA. RefSeq lists its product as uncharacterized. The record is from RefSeq and is a predicted model, not a curated record. The coding region runs from base 211 to 2478 and encodes 755 amino acids. Lineage: Eukaryota; Metazoa; Arthropoda; Malacostraca; Decapoda; Nephropidae. Gene Ontology annotation, cellular component: cytoplasmic microtubule. The transcript has 7 exons.